Messenger RNA from Carcharodon carcharias (great white shark), 1108 nucleotides. RefSeq names its product serine/threonine-protein kinase TAO2-like. The record is from RefSeq and is a predicted model, not a curated record. Lineage: Eukaryota; Metazoa; Chordata; Chondrichthyes; Lamniformes; Lamnidae. Gene Ontology annotation, molecular function: ATP binding; protein kinase activity. Bases 80 to 1108 code for a protein of 342 amino acids. The transcript is spliced from 11 exons. Gene Ontology annotation, biological process: protein phosphorylation.
UGACCCCGGGCACUGUGACCCCCCCCUGACCCUGGGCACUGCGCCCCCUGACCCCCCCUGACCCCGGGCACUGUCCACGAUGCUGAGCAAUUCUCGAGCCGGUUGCCUGAAGGAUCCUGAGGUGGCCGAGCUUUUCUACAAGGACGACCCAGAGAAACUGUUUGUCGACCUGCGAGAGAUCGGCCAUGGGAGCUUCGGGGCUGUUUACUUUGCGAGGGACAUGCGAAGCAGUGAAGUGGUGGCCAUUAAGAAGAUGUCAUACAGCGGGAAGCAGUCCAACGAGAAAUGGCAGGACAUUAUUAAGGAGGUGAAAUUCCUGCAGAAUCUCCGACAUCCAAACACCAUUGAAUAUAAAGGCUGCUACCUCCGGGAGCACACAGCCUGGUUGGUGAUGGAAUAUUGUCUGGGAUCAGCCUCUGACUUGCUGGAGGUUCACCGGAAGCCACUCCAGGAAGUUGAGAUUGCAGUCAUUACCCAUGGUGCCUUGCAGGGCUUGGCGUAUCUUCACUCACACAAUAUGAUCCACAGAGAUGUAAAGGCUGGUAAUGUUCUCCUGACAGAGCCAGGACAAGUGAAACUGGCUGAUUUUGGUUCUGCCUCCAUCGUUGCUCCAGCCAACUCCUUCGUAGGGACGCCAUAUUGGAUGGCCCCUGAAGUGAUCCUAGCCAUGGAUGAGGGGCAGUAUGAUGGGAAGGUUGAUGUCUGGUCUCUCGGUAUCACUUGUAUUGAGCUUGCGGAGAGGAAGCCGCCCCUGUUUAACAUGAAUGCAAUGAGUGCCUUAUAUCAUAUCGCCCAGAAUGAGUCACCCGUGCUACAGUCCAACCACUGGUCAGACUAUUUCCGGAAUUUUGUGGAUUCCUGUUUACAGAAGAUUCCACAGGAUCGUCCGACUUCUGAUGUCCUCCUGAAGCAUGUGUUUGUGAAGAGAGACAGGCCUCAGACAGUCAUCAUGGACCUGAUUCAACGGACAAAGGAGGCAGUCCGGGAGCUGGACAACCUCCAGUACCGCAAAAUGAAGAAGAUUCUCUUCCAGGAGACACGCAAUGGCCCCACGGCGGAGGCACAGGACGAUGACGAGGUAAGGCCUCCCCCCAGAGUGAUCAAGUGA